AGAGGUCUUCUUUAGCCAUCCUAUCCAGCCAGAGGCCUCGUCCACAAAAUCUUUUUCAUCACUCUGUGUGUUUCCUGCAAAGCUUUACCACACCUGUCAUUACCUUGUUUGUUUGCUUCAGCCCGUCUAUUCCACUAAGUCGGCCGCUCAGGCUGCGGCUUCUCCCGGGGCCAGUUCCCGCUGUCUCAGCCGCGGCGCAGAGGGCAAUCGGCCUGACCGACUAGCCGGCUGCCAGUGCCGGGAGCCGCCGCGUCCAUCCCCGCCCGCCUGGCCGGGGACCCAGGACUGAGUCGUCCAGCUGCGCCCCUCGCCCAUAGCCCCAGCGGGCGCCGGGCAGGCGAGCUGCUCUUCGGCCGUUCCCGGACAGCGACGCAGUCACAGCGCGCGCCCUAACACAGAUGUGGGAAGAUAAAUGAAGGGGUCUAGAAGUAAAUGUCAGUGGAAAGGAGAGCCACCAUCACUAAGCGCUAAAAACACAGUUAAAUCACUUUCAAAGUUAAGAGAUUAUUAAGAACACAAGAUGGGGACUCCUGGUUCUGGAAGGAAAAGAACACCUGUGAAAGACCGAUUUUCUGCAGAAGAUGAAGCUUUGAGUAACAUUGCUAGAGAGGCAGAGGCAAGGCUGGCAGCAAAACGGGCCGCCCGGGCAGAAGCAAGAGAUAUACGCAUGAGAGAACUGGAACGGCAACAAAAAGAGUACUCUCAUCAUUCCUUUGAUCGGAAAUGGGGACAGAUUCAGAAGUGGCUGGAAGAUUCGGAAAGGGCCAGGUAUUCCCACCGGUCCAGUCACCAUCGUCCUUAUCUGGGAGUUGAGGAUGCAUUGUCCAUUCGAAGUCUUGGCAGUCACAGGCAUGAUGUGUUCAAGGAUAGAUCAUCAAGACUUUCAUCAUUAAAUCAUUCUUACAGUCACUCUCAUGGAAUGAAGAAGAGGUCUUCUGGUUCUCAUAAAUACCUACUGAGUGGCCUCUACUUUGACCAGAGAAACUAUAGCAGUCUUAGACAUAGCAAACCCACCUCUGCCUACUACACUCGGCAGUCUUCUUCCCUGUACAGUGACCCUCUGGCAACAUAUAAGAGUGACAGGGCCUCUCCUACUGCAAAUUCUGGUCUGCUGAGAAGUGCCAGUCUGGCAUCAUUGUACAAUGGUGGAUUAUAUAACCCUUAUGGUUCUCGAACUCCAUCUGAAUGCAGUUAUUACUCAUCAAGAAUAAGUUCAGCUCGAAGCAGUCCAGUGUUUACCAACGAUGACACCGCAAGGAUUGUGUCUUCUGAUCGUGCCAGUCGUGGACGAAGGGAGAGUGUGGUAUCUGCCGCUGAUUAUUUCAGUCGCUCCAAUCGUAGGGGAAGUGUUGUCUCCGAGGUGGAUGACAUCAGUAUCCCAGAUUUGUCCAGCUUGGAUGAAAAAUCUGAUAAACAGUAUGCUGAAAAUUAUACAAGACCUUCAUCUCGAAAUUCUGCCUCAGCGACAACCCCUCUAAGUGGAAACUCAUCCAGACGAGGAAGUGGGGACACCAGCAGCUUAAUAGAUCCAGACACUUCAUUAAGUGAAUUGCGGGAUAUCUAUGACCUUAAGGACCAGAUACAGGAUGUAGAAGGGAGAUACAUGCAGGGGCUUAAAGAACUAAAGGAAUCUUUGUCUGAAGUGGAAGAAAAAUACAAGAAAGCCAUGGUUUCCAAUGCACAGUUAGACAAUGAGAAGAACAAUUUGAUCUACCAAGUAGACACACUCAAGGAUGUUAUUGAAGAGCAGGAGGAACAGAUGGCAGAAUUUUAUAGAGAAAAUGAAGAAAAAUCAAAGGAGUUAGAAAGGCAGAAACAUAUGUGUAGUGUGCUGCAGCAUAAAAUGGAAGAACUUAAGGAAGGCCUGCGGCAAAGAGAUGAGCUUAUUGAGGAGAAGCAGCGCAUGCAGCAGAAAAUAGACACCAUGACAAAAGAGGUGUUUGACCUCCAGGAGACACUUCUUUGGAAAGAUAAAAAAAUUGGGGCCCUAGAGAAACAGAAAGAAUACAUUGCCUGCCUUAGGAAUGAGAGAGAUAUGCUCAGAGAGGAGCUGGCUGACCUGCAGGAGACAGUGAAGACGGAAGAGAAACAUGGCUUAGUUAUAAUCCCCGAUGGCACUCCCAAUGGUGAUGUCAGUCAUGAACCAGUGGCUGGAGCCAUCACUGUUGUGUCUCAGGAAGCUGCUCAGGUCUUGGAGUCAGCAGGAGAAGGGCCAUUAGAUGUAAGGCUACGAAAACUUGCUGGAGAGAAGGAAGAACUGCUGUCACAGAUUAGAAAACUGAAGCUUCAGUUAGAGGAGGAACGACAGAAAUGCUCCAGGAAUGAUGGCACAGUGGGUGAGCUGGCAGGACUGCAGAAUGGCUCAGACUUGCAGUUCAUCGAAAUGCAGAGAGAUGCCAAUAGACAAAUUAGCGAAUACAAAUUUAAGCUUUCAAAAGCAGAACAGGAUAUAACUACCUUGGAGCAAAGUAUUAGCCGGCUUGAGGGACAGGUUCUGAGAUAUAAAACUGCUGCUGAGAAUGCUGAGAAAGUUGAAGAUGAACUGAAAGCAGAAAAACGGAAGCUACAACGAGAGUUACGAACAGCACUGGACAAGAUUGAGGAGAUGGAGAUGACCAACAGCCACCUGGCCAAGCGGCUGGAGAAGAUGAAGGCCAAUAGGACAGCACUUCUGGCCCAGCAGUAGGAAAGCUACCCUUCAACCUGGGUGAUGCUCCCUGGGGCCCUACCUAGAGGGACUGACUUUUGUCCAUUGACACAAACCCCUUUUAGUACUGUUUUGAGUUUUGUCAUUAAAACAGCCACCUUUGUAUUUUAUAAUUUAUGAGAGAAUGAAGUCGUUUUGAAUCUUCAUGAAUGAACACUUUGGUUUCUGUUAUAGUUUGAUUCUAGGCUAGAAUCAGUCCAUGCUGUUUUUAUUUUUUAUCUCCGUAAUUGUAGAAUCAUGUUUACUCAACAUUUUUCCCCAGCUGCCUCAGUAACUGGGCACUCGGAGGCCUUGGCACGGGUUCUGGAGGACAGACAGCAAUUCUAUGAGUGCUCACUGAGAUACUUGCUGGAGACCUCAGAAAACACAAGUGCCUUCUCCACGGUGCAAUUCAGACUUCAGUGAUCUCCAGUGGUCAAAAGACAUUUACCCUUAAUAUCAGACAACAUUUAUAUUUUAGUGAAGAAACAAGUUCUUGGGUGGGGAAUCUAUGUUUCACUCAAAUUUAUAUGUUUGGAGGAAAAAAGCCUUUUUUUGUAAAAUAUUUAAAUUUAUAUAAGAAAAUGUUAGAAAAAAAUAUGAAGAGUGUAUAUAAAACUUGCUUUAUUGCAUGGGGCAGGGGAAGUCCAGGCCUAAUACUCUUAAAGUAAGAGUUGGGUCCUUUUUUCUUCAAUACAACUGUGCUGUACCUUGUAAAGUAUUUUAUCAUCUGCUGCUUAUUUGUGGAAUGAAACCUCAAACAAACCCAAAGGGGGAGGGUAGGGCAGGGCAGGCAGAUCAGAAAUCUGCCUGCAGAUUCUAUUAAAUACACCCUUUUGCCAACCACAA
Messenger RNA from Symphalangus syndactylus (siamang), 3535 nucleotides. It is a transcript of the gene LRRFIP2, whose product is annotated as LRR binding FLII interacting protein 2. NCBI's taxonomy places the organism in Eukaryota, Metazoa, Chordata, Mammalia, Primates, Hylobatidae. Gene Ontology annotation, biological process: regulation of DNA-templated transcription. The record is from RefSeq and is a predicted model, not a curated record.